AGGAGCGAGAUUAUCCCUUUAAGCAGCAUCCAGAGGAGAGGAGAGCAAACAGGAGCGAUUCUGCAGAAUAUGGAGCGAAAUCGAGGCGUUUUCGGAUCGUCAUGCUGAUAUCGGAGAGGUAGAACUGCACAGGUUCUAUCUGUGUCUUUGUCCUGUAGGAGCAUCAGCAGUGUGGAAGUGGAGAGAGGAGGAUCAGAUCCAUUCAGUGCUCCAUUGGGAUCAUUUAACACUGGAAUGCCAGAGAGGAGAGCAGUGAUGCCGCCGCCGUCUGAUAUAGUUAAAGUGGCUAUUGAGUGGCCUGGUGCCAACGCCCAGCUCAUCGAGAUCGACCAGAAAAAGCCGCUUUCCUCCAUCAUCAGAGAGGUUUGUGAUGGGUGGUCUCUAUCCGGGUCUGAGCAGUUUGCCCUGCGUUACGCUGACGGACCUCAGCUUUAUAUCACUGAACAAAGCCGAGGAGAAAUCAAGAAUGGGACCAUUCUGCGAUUAGCCAUCUCUCCUAUGAGAGCAGCUCGGCAGCUCCUGGACCGGAUCCAAUCUCAUGGAAUUGAUGCCCGUCUUGAGGCUCUGAAGGAGCUUGCAAAACUCUCGGCGGAUCCCACCUUUGCCACGGAAUUCAUUAACAUGGAGGGCAUCGGGACGCUGGCACGGCUGGUGGAGAGCGGCACUCAUUUUGGGGAGAUGUUGGCCUUCACUCUUACAGCGUUCCUUGAGCUGAUGGAUCAUGGCAUCGUGUCCUGGGACCUGAUCUCUCUGUCCUUUAUCAAACAGAUCGCAGGCUACGUAAACCAGCCCAUGGUGGAUGUGUCCAUUCUGCAGCGCUCCUUGGCCAUCCUGGAGAGCAUGGUACUGAACAGUCACAGCCUGUACCACCGUGUAGCGCAGGAGAUCACCGUGGGACAGCUCAUCGGACACCUGCAAGUGUCCAAUCAGGAGAUCCAAACAUAUGCCAUUGCCCUCAUUAAUGCUCUGUUCCUUAAAGCUCCGGAGGACAGACGGCAGGAGGAGCACACUAAUCCUCUGGACCAGUGCCUUACUGAAAUGGCCAGCACACUGGCUCAGAAACACCUCAGAUCCAUCAUCCUUAAUCACGUCAUUCGUGGCAAUCGACCAAUCAAAGCUGAGAUGGCGCACCAACUGUAUGUCCUGCAGGUUUUAACCUUCAACCUUCUGGAAGAGCGCAUGAUGACCAAAAUGGAUCCCACUGAUCAGGCUCAGAGAGAUGUCAUCUUUGAGCUGCGCAGGAUUGCGUUUGAUGGAGAGAAUGAUCCGACCGGCACAGAAAAGAGGAAAGCUCUUUACACCAAGGACUACAAGAUGUUAGGAUUCACUAACCAUGUUAAUCCCGCCAUGGACUUCACUCAGACUCCUCCAGGCAUGUUGGCUCUAGAUAACAUGCUUUACCUUGCCAAGUUCCACCAGGACACCUAUAUCAGAAUCGUUCUGGAAAACAGCAGUCGUGAAGAUAAACAUGAGUGUCCAUUCGGCCGCUGUGCCAUCGAGCUGACCCGCAUGCUGUGCGAGAUCCUGCAGGUUGGAGAGCUGCCAAACGAAGGCUGCAAUGACUAUCACCCCAUGUUCUUCACUCACGACCGAGCCUGGGAGGAGUUCUUCUGUGUCUGCAUCCAGCUACUGAACAAGACCUGGAAAGAAAUGAGAGCCACAGCUGAGGACUUCAACAAGGUGAUGCAGGUGGUGCGGGAGCAGAUCACCAGAGCUCUGGCUAUGAAGCCAUCGUCUUUGGAGCAGCUGAAGAGUAAACUCCGCAGCCUGAGCUACUCCGAGAUCCUCCGCCUGCGCCAGUCUGAGAGAAUGAGCCAAGACGACUUCCAGUCUGCACCCAUUAUUGAGCUCCGUGAGCGAAUCCAGCCUGAGAUUCUGGAGCUGAUUAAACAGCAGAGGCUGAACCGCCUGUGUGAGGGAAGCUGCUUUCGCAAGCUGGGAAACCGUCGAAGACAAGAGAAGUUCUGGUUCUGUCGUCUCUCUUUGAACCAUAAAGUUCUGCACUAUGGUGAUCUUGAUGAGUCUCCACAAGGCGAGGUGCCUUUUGAGCUGCUGACAGACAAAAUCCCAGUGUCCGAUAUUAAAUCUGUGGUGACUGGGAAGGACUGUCCACACAUGAAGGAGAAAAGUGCACUGAAACAGAACAAGGAGGUUCUAGAGUUGGCGUUCUCCAUCCUCUAUGAUCCUGAUGAGGCUCUCAACUUUGUGGCACCCAGCAAAUAUGAGUACUGUAUCUGGACGGACGGACUGUGUGCGCUGUUGGGCAGAGAGAUGGGCAGUGACCUCACGCGUAGCGACCUUGACACACUCAUUAGCAUGGAGAUGAAGCUCCGCCUCCUCGACCUAGAGAACAUCACCAUCCCUGAGGCCCCGCCACCUGUGCCCAAGGAGCCCAGCACCUACAAUUUCACCUACAACUACGGAUAAAGUGUGCGUGUGCGUGUGUGUGAGAGUGUGAGUGUGAGUGAUCUGCUCUGCUCUAUACUGACUGAUGAAAGUUUGGACUGUAAACUGCGUUUCUCACUCACUGUUCACUGUUCAUUCUGGAAGGCUCUUCAGUUCUGAUUCUGAAUCAUUGCUGUUUGUACAUUUCUGUUAUGGAUGAUGUGAAAAUGAUCAGGAUCGUUGCUGCUAAUUGAUUUUUCCAUAAGUCAAUAAUGGAGACGGUACGAUUUUACAAUACCAAUAUUGAAACCUACAGUAUGGAUACCAAUCGGAUACUGAAACCUUGAGUAUCAGUGAUACUGAUACCGAUCUGACGUUGAAACUUUGAGUAUUGGCCAAUAUCAGUAUGAGAUUUCUUCUUUGAAACUACAAAUCUUCAUAAAAAAUGUUACCUGAUAUUAGAUCAGUGCCUUCUGUAGCCAAAAUCAAAUUAUUUUACAUUCAUUACAAUCAUAAAUAUGGUAGUAACUUAUUCUAUUAAUUAAUUAAUUAAUUAAUUAAAAUUUAAUAGAGGAAAUUGAAUGAGUUUUACAGUGGAGGUACACAGGCAUUGCCUGAAGUUUUAACUGAUGUACUGGAGACAUGGUGUGUUAACACACUGGCACUAAAUACUGACAAAAUGUUAAUACUGAACUGGUGAUUUUUAAGCAGUUAUCUGCUAACUCUUGUGCCACCACUUUUAAACUCUUAAUUUUGCAUCAUAUAAUUAAUUAAGGAGUUCAUUGUUUAAUUAACCAGUGCUUUUAACAUUAUCCUUCACUGAUUAGUGAAUUUUGUACUCCCUGUCGGCCCGUCGGCUCACUAACCUACUGAGGUUUGUUAUUAAAAAUAGUCUAUAUUUUUGUAAAUGCUGUGAUUAAGUAAAGCAGUAGAUGCUGUUCAAAGGAAAGCAGAGGUGAGAGUAAAAGAGUCGAGGUCUGGCCUGUUGGUACUGAAUGCUGUGUUUUCUGCAGACACUAAAAUAAACUGAAUGUUUAUGGUGCGCUUUGAGGCUAAAAAGAAGUAUAUUCAGAAUUCAUUUAUAAUACCUACAGCAGUAUCAGUUAUUCUGUUUGUAUUGUGUUGUGUUUUUCACACUAAGCUGAUCAGUUCCUCUGAGUUUAUAUUAGAAAAAUACAGUUUUUAUGGCAACAGUGUGAUUCUACUAACUGUACAGAGCAGAGUCUAUAACAGUUAGAAGAAAUAGUCAUUUACCCAAGACAGAGCUGUAACCACUAUAGCAUUAGCAAGGAUUCACUUCACCAUACCUUUUAUUCAGGCUUGUAGUCGUAGUGAGUGACAUGUUAGUGGAGACGUAACUGAAAUAUGGUAUUCAUUGUAUAAUAUAUAAAAUUUCUAUGUCUGUAUAUAGUGUGAUGCCUUAUUAAAACAACUGAGUUUGUGUGAAUAAAUACAAAGUUUAAAACAGA
Molecule: messenger RNA, 3854 nt
Organism: Pygocentrus nattereri (red-bellied piranha)
Lineage: Eukaryota; Metazoa; Chordata; Actinopteri; Characiformes; Serrasalmidae
Gene: elmo2
Product: engulfment and cell motility 2
Exons: 23
Coding region: 235-2427 (730 amino acids)
Biological process (GO): cell motility; actin filament organization
Source: RefSeq, a predicted model, not a curated record